Molecule: messenger RNA, 1197 nt
Organism: Naegleria lovaniensis
Lineage: Eukaryota; Heterolobosea; Eutetramitea; Acrasida; Naegleriidae
Exons: 1
Coding region: 1-1197 (398 amino acids)
Molecular function (GO): protein binding
Source: RefSeq, a predicted model, not a curated record
AUGUCUUCUUCGCAAUCACAGCCAACACUGUCCCUUGAUGAUGAAGAGCUGGAUUAUGUGGUGGCUGAAAAUAUCACUACCUUUGUAGCAUCAAAACAACCUUUGUCGAUCACAUCUUCAUCAGAUACACCUCAACGUGCGAAGAAACUAUUAAACAAUAAUUUUAAUUCUCCAGCAACACCAAUUCAUAAGAGGAUGGAUUCCAUCUCGCAAACUUUCAUUAUGAAUCUAAGUCCGUUGCGUGAUAUCAAGGAAGAUAAAUUCUAUGAAGUUGAAACACAAUUGCAAACAUGGAUUGAGAAGACUUUGAAUAUUCAGUUCGCAAAAAAAGAAUCGGGAUAUAAGGAACCAUCAUCAUCUUCAUCCGAUGUUACCACAAGGAAAGAAAGUUCAAGAAACUUUUACUAUAAUCUUGAAAAUGGAUACAUUCUUUGCAAUUUACUUCAUUUCUACUUUCCAAAUUAUAUCAACAUGGAAAAGGUUGUCAAAUUUGAUCAACAAUUAUUUACUCUAACGAAUGACAAGACAUACAACAGUAAUUACUUGUGCAAUGCCAAAAACAACAUGGCUCUGUUUUUGGCUGGUUUGCGAAAGAUUGAUGGCUUUCCUGUAGAUUUGUUAUUUAACUUUGAAGAUGUAUUCUUGCAGAAAAAUAAGAAAUUAAUUUUAUGCUCUCUUACUCAACUACAUGAGAAAGCUCUCUUCUUCAGACAUCAACAAAAGGAAAUUGAAAAAGAAUAUCAAGAAGAACAGAAGUUCUUUGAAGAGUUUGAAGAGGAUCUUCGUUCCAUUCAAGAGGAUGAAUUGUCAUCUGGAAUUAUUUCUCCAAGAGACAAUCCAGAGCUUGCCAAAGUUGUUUUGGAUAAGCUUAAGAGAGAAUCUGUUGCUGUAACUCCAACAACAGAACAAUUUCUUCCUCCACCGCCUUUGUUAUCCACAAAUCAGUUACAAGUACAGACCAAGAAAACUCCCAGUCCAUCACAACGGCCACCCCUACCUCCACUUCCUAAAACGCACAAAACUCAGCCAUCAGAUUCCAUAGCAGAUUUCUUAGAUCAGUUGGACGCAUCUUCAAAUGAGGAUAAUACUGGUAGUGCCAUCAAGAGCAUUAUUUCAGUUUUCACACUACCAUUGGUAAUUGUGUUUGUACUCUUCCUAAAGGUCUACACAAUAUUUGGAAAAAAGAAAAUGCAAUAA